CGACGUUAUUUCUGAAUGAGUAUUGCAUUAUUUCAAAAUGAGUACCACGUUUUUCAAGUUAACUCUUAUAUUUGUGCGAGACUACUUACCAACUCCAAACCUUCUUGUCCAAGCAUAUCUGAAUUUUUUCAUCAAUGGCUACUUCUACCUUCUUCUCCGGCGCAUUCUCUGCCGCCGCUCCUAAGUCGAUUCGUCUGCGAGGCAUUGUGUUCGACAUGGACGGAACCCUUACCGUUCCCGUCAUCAACUUCCCGGCAAUGUACAAGGCCGUUCUGGGCGAGGAAGAAUACAGUGACAUCAAGUCGAAGAACCCUUCCGGCGUCGACAUUCUCCACCACAUUGAGAGCUGGAAUCCUGACAGAAAGCGGCGCGCAUACGAGAUUAUUGCUGAUUUUGAGAAGCAAGGCCUGGAUCGUCUACAAAUCAUGCCGGGUUUGCCCAGUUUGCCCCAAAACUAUCUUUCUAGGUGCAUCAGAGCUUUGUAGUUUUCUCGAAUCAAGGAAUAUCAGAAGGGGAUUAAUUACUCGAAAUGUUAAAGCUGCCGUUGAUUUGUUUCAUCAACGCUUUGGGAUGACAUUUGCUCCUGCACUGAGUAGGGAAUUUCGUCCCUGUAAACCAGAUCCAGCCCCAUUGCUGCAUAUCUGUAAGACUUGGGGUAUGCAGCCAAAUGAAGUCAUGAUGAUAGGAGAUAGCCUUAAAGAUGACGUUGCAUGUGGGAAACGAGCUGGAGCGUUUACCUGCUUGCUUGAUGAAACAGGGAUGUACGAUUCUCCAGAAUACGCAAGUGUUGAGUUCCAACCAGAUCACAAGGUUUCUUCUCUUCUGGAAGUUCGAACUGUGCUAGGCACACAUUUCGACCUCACGCCGUGAUUUGGGAAUUAAGGUGGCUUUGUCUAGGAAAUAGGCAUCGAGUGCAACGUCAAAGAUUAUUGUUCUAAUAUAUGUUUGUAACUUCAUCAUACAUAGCUCGCAACGGUAGAAACAAAAGCAGACCUGCUUGCUCAGUUUAGGACUGCAAGGAAUCACUCAGAGCAGAACGUUUAAUAUGGGGUAACAAUUUUUUCUCCACUUCUUGAUGGUUUAUUUAAGACACGAUGUAUUUUGAAUCUUCCCCCUACUCAUUCUGAAUUGACUGAUAUUGCGUGAACAUGAUUUCAG
Molecule: messenger RNA, 1158 nt
Organism: Cuscuta campestris
Lineage: Eukaryota; Viridiplantae; Streptophyta; Magnoliopsida; Solanales; Convolvulaceae
Source: the annotation of a GenBank genome assembly